Molecule: messenger RNA, 852 nt
Organism: Australozyma saopauloensis
Lineage: Eukaryota; Fungi; Ascomycota; Pichiomycetes; Serinales; Metschnikowiaceae
Gene: ARG11
Product: Arg11p
Exons: 1
Coding region: 1-852 (283 amino acids)
Biological process (GO): mitochondrial L-ornithine transmembrane transport
Cellular component (GO): mitochondrion
Molecular function (GO): L-ornithine transmembrane transporter activity
Source: RefSeq, a predicted model, not a curated record
AUGGUUGAUCCACUACAAGAGAUCGUCUACGGGUCGAUGGCCGGCUGUCUUGGGAAACUCAUCGAAUUUCCCUUUGACACAGUCAAAGUUCGUCUUCAGACGACCCAUGGAGCCUCGACGCUAGGGGUCACCAGGCAAAUCUUGACCGAUGAGGGUCUACUUUCGUUCUACAAAGGCAUUAAGGCUCCAAUGUUGGGCGCAUGUAUGGAAAGUGCGGUGCUCUUUUCUGCAUUUCAGUAUGGGCAACAGGCAUUGCGGACAUACACGCCUUUGGGGUCUGAAUCGAUGGCGUCUGUGUGUUUGAGUGGUGCAUUUUCGGGGUUGGCAGCCUCGUUCGUGUUGACCCCCGUGGAAUUGGUGAAAUGCAAUUUGCAAGUAGCGAAUUUGGUCGCCAAGGAGAAGAAGUCUGCUUCCUACAUGUCUGUCAUUCGCCAGGUGGUGAAAACAACCGGUGUAGUGGGAUUGUGGCAUGGUCUCUCAUCUACGCUAGUCAGAGAAAUGGCUGGAACCGCCGUCUGGUUUGCGUCAUAUGAAGAGGCGGUGAGAGUAUACAACCGUAUCAAUCCUGGUCGCGAGAAUAUCAACCUACUCGCAAGCGGCGCCACAGCUGGGUUUAUGUUCAAUUUGUCGAUUUAUCCGGUCGACACCAUCAAGUCGAACGUGCAAACAUCGCAGGCGAUGAAUCUGGCGGCCAAGACGGACUUUAUAUCGGUGACUUCUCGGCUUAUACUGAAGCCCGGUGGGGUUCGUAACUUGUACAAUGGGUUGGGCAUCACGUUGGUGAGAUCUAUUCCUGCCAACGCUGUGAUUUUCUACACCUACGAGUGGCUUAAGAAAAGCUCCCUCUUGUAA